AUGAGAAGAGAUUACGGCGGAUUAAUCGCCUACUCUAGAAUUUCCCUUCGCGUCUUUGCUACAAGAACGACGCACAUUUUAGGCUUCUCUGAAUCCUAUUUGCAUACUCAAUUUAGGCUUCUCUGCAUUACGAGUGAUUCUUCACCAACAACGACGCACGAUUUCUCUCCGCUUCUCAGACAAUGCAUAGACGGAAGAUCGAUAUCUGGAAUCAAGAGCAUCCAAGCUCAGAUGCUCAAGUCCGGCUUUCCGAUCCAACUCUCCGGGAGCAAACUCGUCGACGCCAGUUUGAAAUGCGGCGAGAUCAAUUACGCUCGCCACCUGUUCGAUGGAAUGCCUGAGAGACACAUUGUGACAUGGAACUCUCUAAUCGCUUAUUUAAUUAGGCACAGAAGAAAUAAAGAAUCUGUUGAGAUGUACAGAUUGAUGAUCACGAACAACGUUUUGCCAGACGAGUACACUCUGUCCAGCGUUUUCAAGGCCUUCUCGGAUUUGGGUCUUGAGAAGGAAGCUCAGAGAAGCCACGGACUUGCGGUGGUUCUGGGUCUGGAAGUCUCGAACGCGUUCGUCGGAAGCGCUCUCGUGGAUUGCUAUGUGAAGUUUGGUAAAACGAGGGAGGCGAAGUUAGUGUUGGAGCGCGUGGAGGAGAAAGACGUGGUUUUGAUCACGGCUUUGAUCGUUGGUUACUCACAGAACGGGGAAGAUGCAGAGGCUGUGAAGGCGUUUCAGAGUAUGAUGGUGGAGGAGGAAAAUGUUCAGCCUAACGAGUAUACUUACGCUAGUGUGUUGAUCUCUUGUGGAAACUUGAAGGAUUUAGGUAACGGCAAGUUGAUUCAUGGACUUACGGUCAAGUCAGGUUUUGAGUCUGCUCUUGCUUCACAGACUUCUCUUCUUACAAUGUAUUUGCGGUGCGGUUUAGUUGAUGAUUCCUUGCGGGUUUUCAAGUGUAUCAAGCACCCAAAUCAGGUGACUUGGACGUCUUUUAUAUCAGGGCUUGUACAAAACGGUAGAGAGGAGAUGGCACUAGCUGGAUUUAGAAAGAUGAUGCGUGAUUCGACAAAGCCUAACUCUUUCACAUUGUCAAGUGCUCUUAGAGGGUGUUCGAAUCUCGCAAUGCUUGAAGAAGGUAGACAGAUUCAUGGGGUAAUGACGAAAUAUGGUUUUGAUAGAGAUAAGUUUGCUGGCUCAGGGCUUAUCGAUCUCUACGGGAAAUGUGGAUGCUCAGAGAUGGCAAGGUCGGUUUUUGAUACGUUGUAUGAAGUUGAUGUUAUAUCCUUCAACACAAUUAUGUAUAGUUAUGCACAGAACGGUUUCGGACGUGAAGCAAUCGACUUGUUUGAGGAAAUGAUGAAUCUUGGACUGCAGCCGAACGAUGUGACAGUGUUGAGUGUACUCUUGGCUUGUAACAACUCUGGAUUGGUUGAGGAAGGUUGCGGAUUCCUCGACUUGUUUAGAAAGGGUACGAUGGUGUUAACGAAUGAUCAUUACGCUUGUAUGGUGGAUAUGCUUGGACGAGCAGGGAGGUUAGAAGAGGCGGAGAUGCUGAUAAGGGAGGUGGUAAAACCUGAUUUGGUUCUGUGGAGGACGUUGCUUAGCGCCUGUAAGAUUCAUAGAAAUGUAGAGAUGGCGGAAAUGAUCAAAAGAAAGAUCCUUGAGAUUGCACCUGGAGAUGAAGGAACUCUCAUCCUGAUGUCGAAUCUCUACGCAACGACGGGGAAAUGGAACAGAGUGGUUGAGAUGAAGAGCGAGAUGAAGGAGAUGAAGCUGAAGAAGAAUCCAGCAAUGAGUUGGGUUGAGGUCGAUAAAGAGACGCAUACGUUCAUGGCUGGAGAUUUGCUUUCGCACUCGAACUCGGAGCAGAUUCUUGAAACUCUUGGAGAGCUGAUUAAGAUGGCAAGAGAUUUGGGGUAUGUUGAAGACAAAAGCUGUGUGUUUCAAGACAUGGAGGAGAGUGCAAAAGAGAGGUCUUUGCAUCAGCAUAGCGAGAAACUGGCUAUUGCAUUUGCAGUUUGGAGGAAUGUUGGUGGGAGUAUAAGGAUUCUAAAGAACCUUAGAGUUUGUGUUGAUUGUCAUAACUGGAUCAAGAUUGUGUCAAGAGUUAUAAAGAGAGAGAUUAGCUGUAGAGAUUCCAAGAGGUUUCAUCAUUUCAGAGAUGGGUCUUGUUCGUGUGGAGACUAUUGGUAA
This is a messenger RNA of Microthlaspi erraticum, 2184 nucleotides long. NCBI's taxonomy places the organism in Eukaryota, Viridiplantae, Streptophyta, Magnoliopsida, Brassicales, Brassicaceae. The record is from the annotation of a GenBank genome assembly.